AUGCAAAAAGCAUUUGAAUCUAUUGGUGAAGUGCAGAAUGAGAUCGAUCGAUUAAAUGAACAAGCAAGUGAAGAAAUACUACAAGUGGAACAAAAAUUUAACAAAUUACGUCAACCAAAUUAUAAAAAACGUUCAGAUUUAAUUAGUAAAAUACCUUCAUUUUGGAUUAGCGUAUUUCUUAAUCAUCCACAAUUAUCUACGUAUCUUGAUCAAGAUGAUGAAGCAAUAUUGCAACAUUUGAAACGUGUUGAUGUCGAAGAACACGAAGAUAUCAAAUCUGGCUACAGAAUUAAAUUUACGUUUGAGCAAAAUAACUAUAUUGAUAAUGAUGUCUUGGUUAAAGAAUUUAAUAUUAAUGAAGCAAGUGAAACAACGUGUAAAGCAACAACGAUACGAUGGAAAAAUGAAACAAAAAAUGGUCCAGCUAAAGAAGGUCGAAAACGUUCACAUGAGAAUGAUAAUAGUUCAUUUUUUUCCUGGUUUUCAAAUACAAGUGAUGCGGGAGUGGAUGACUUCGGUGAAAUCAUUAAAGAUGAUAUAUUUGUAAAUCCGUUACAAUAUUAUUUGGCGGCUACAACGGAUGAAGAUGAAAAUAGUGCUGGAGAGAAUGAAGAGGAAGAGGAUUUAGACAAUGAAGAUGGGCCGAUAUCUAAUGAAAAGAUUUGUUUGAUCGUUAAAACAAAUCCGGUUAUCCUUAACAAACUAUCUGUAAUUACUAGUUAUUCACAACCAUCCUCGAAUAGUAUCUAUCAAAACGGUCAUCAAAAAUAUAAUCAUUUACUUGUGUCUUCAAAAGAUUCUACAAGUUCUAUCGGUGAUUGUUGGAAUCAAGUAUUAGCCUUAUUACAUACACAUUGUGAUAAUUUAAAUGAUAAUGAGCAAUCAUUCAUUGCAUAUAAAUUUACUUUAUGUCAUUUGAGACAUAUGCAUAACAACGAUGAGACAGAAAUUUGUGAUAAAAGAGAUGUUGAUGUAUGUUUAAAACGAUUACAUUUGAAUCUAAAUGCAUUUAUUGCUUAUACUGAAUUUUUUCCCUUUAUACAAAGUGUUUGCUAUGUAAUGAAAGAAAAAAAUCAUCAACAAGAAUUUGAUAAUCGAAUAAAUACUCUUUUAUACGAAACAAGAAAUACUAUAAAUAAUUUGCUAACAUCAGUUAAAAAACAACAAAUGAUAAGUGAACAAUGGAUCAAAAAUUUAAAAAUACAAAAUUCAAUCAUGAGUAAUGCAAUCAAAUUAAAAAAUUUAGUUGUAACUAAUACGUACAAAACACAAGAUCUAAUUGAAAAAAUUAUUCAUACAGCACAACACGAAUAUGAUUUGUUAAAACAGAUAUGUUCUCUAUCUCAAACUAUUCAAACAAUUGUUCGAAUAAGUACUACUAAAACAUUUUGGUUUUAUCUGAUAUCAUUGUUGAGCGUUUAUUUAUUGACAAUACCUCGUCGUACAAAUGCUUUGCGAUCAAUAUUAUUUUGCAUUAUAUUUUUGUACGUGUUAAUUGAACGAUAUGCAAUGUGUGAAACUUUUUCUAUUUUGACAAGUGAAUUUUUUAAUAUUUAUUAUUGUCGUUUAACAUGUUGGCUAUCCUUUGUUAUUUUGUUGUUAUAUUAUGCUUAUUCUUAUCAGAAUCCUGACUAUACAAAUAAUCAGCAGUUAAAACGAAUAGCAAUACAAAUCCAACAAACAGAAACGACAUUUAAUAAUCUUAAAGACAUUCUACAUAAUAACAAUGAUUUAUCACAAUUAAACACGUUAAGUGAAAAUGAAUAUGACAAUUCUUUAUCGUUAAGAUCAAAAAUCAAGGAUAGAACAAGAAGAGUGUCUUAUCAAAUAGAUACUAGACAAUCAAAAUCAAUAUCAUUCUCAGUACAAGACUAUUCAAAUAAUAGAGUAAUUGAUAAGGGUUAUGAAACAGAUGAGAAUAAAGAAAAUGAGAACAGAUAUAUAAAUUUAAGACAUCGACAUAAUAUUCAUAAUAAUAUUUUGAAUACUGAGACACCUGAACAAUUUGAAAAUUUAAUUAAACAUAAUGAACAAAAAACAAGACAUUAUAGUUUAAUUAUUCGACAGUAUGUAUAA
Didymodactylos carnosus is the source of this 2076-nucleotide messenger RNA. Lineage: Eukaryota; Metazoa; Rotifera; Eurotatoria; Philodinida; Philodinidae. The record is from the annotation of a GenBank genome assembly.